AAUGUUUGGUUCAUCUUCGUUACAUUUUCGGUUUUGAUUCCACGAACACUAAGAGAUUUCUUUUAAAUUGACACCCGUUAUUUAUAGUAAGGAACUUUGGACAGAGUUAAACAUUUUACCUCGGCCGCUAAAUAAACCCGAUUUUGCUUUAAGUUGGAAGACACUAAUUUUAUGGAAAAGAAAUAACGAGCAGGAAUACCGUUUGUGAUGGGGAACACAGCUUCUGUGAAUCUGGAGGAAGAUACAAAGAGACUCGAGAUUACUGAAAAACUGGUUCGAGAUUUUCAGUAUCAUAUAAACCUUGUGGACCAUUCAAUGACUGGUUUCGCUAGAUCAAUAGAUUCAUUGAGGACAUCUUGUGCAACUCUUCAGCAGUGCCGAAAUGAAAACAAGGAUUCAAACUUAAAAGAUACAUCUGUUGGCGAAGAUGAGGAUGUGAUUGAAAGUACUAGUACUCAAGACACUUUGCUACUUGAAACAAUAGAUGAAGUCGUGUCAGAUCACAAAUUUGUGGUUAUGGAAUCGCUUAGUAGGUUGUUCAGCUUCAUCGGAGAGAUAGGAGAUAGCUGCAAUAUUCCUAAACCCGACACGAAAUUUUCAAUCGACAAAUACAGGGACAAAAGCAAUGUAACACAUCUUGGAAAAGAUGUACAUUAUUGUGAUGCUCGAUUUGAAUCAAUGCAAAAAGAAUUAAAAGCAGUAAACACAGCUUAUCAAAUCGCAAAGAACGAUGUAGAAAAUUUCAAUUCGAGGGAAGAAAUCUAUCAAAAGGAAAGAUUGCUUCUAAAGAACAAAAUAAAGGAUCUUGAAACCCAAGUUGCACAUAUGAAAAUAGAGAUUGAGGAACUUAUAAAGCAGAAGAACGUACUAGAAGUUGAGAAAGAGGAAUGCAGUAGAGAGCUAUACACUCUUAAGGAGAAUGAUAAGCAGAUUAAACUUGAUCUGAGUUCGGAAAUAUCAAGUAAAAAGAAAAUAGAGGAAAAGAGCAAAGCUGAAAUAGACGACUGCUUUAAGCAAAUUGAGACACAUGAACGAGAAAAGGAGCAAAGACUGGCGACAAUUGAUGACUUGCAGAGAGAGAUUAAUUCAUUGAAAAAGAAAAAUGAGAAUGUUUGUACUGAUCUUAUGAAUGAGCGGCAUAUGAUAACGACCUUAAAGGAGCAGAACACAUCAAAAAUUAACUCGUUAAAUAUCGAGAUCGAUAGAUUAACUACGGAAUCUAUAUACGUGAAACAGUUACAUGAAUGUGAGAUCAAAAGACUUGAAACAUUACUAGAAAAAGAACAGGAAAAACACAGGGAUGAAAUUGAUAAAUUGCGUAUGGAAAGCGAAAAGCUCAUUCAAGAUAAGCAAGAGAAAGAAACUGAAAUGAACGAGAAAGUGUCGAAAACUGAUUUACUUAUUUCAGAAGCGAUAACCAAAAUACAUAUAAAGGAUGAACAGUUGUCGACAUCAAUUUGUAUGUUGAACAAUGAAGUUAAGAAAAUGAAUAUAGAACACUCAGAUGUUAAGAAACUGUAUCAGACUGAAGUCCAAAGACUUACGGAAUGUUUCGAACAAGCAAAAUUACAAGAAAAGGAAUAUGUAAAGACGCUAAACGACCUUAAAGAAAAGUUACAACACUGUAACGAGGAAAAAGGGACCUCUCAAAUGCUAGUAUGUCAGUUGGAAAAAGAAAUUAAUCGAUUGACAACAGAUGUAAAAGAUAAAGAAACUGCACUGGAAAAGGCCGAGCAGAUACAUAAAGAUGAAAUCGGUAUAGGUCAAAAUAAAAUCAAGAAACUGAAACAGAAAAAGCUGGAACAGUCAGAAACUAUUGAGAAUCUAAAAUCUGACAUACAGUCACUGACCUGCACAAAAAUUGAGCUAAGUUCACAGCUGCAGGCCGAAAUCAACACAAGAGUGUCUUUGAUUGAAAAUAAAGUAUCGAUCAUUAAAUCGUUACAGGAUGAAAUCAGCAAAAUGACCCAAGAGUAUGCAGAGGUAAAAGAAAUGCAUACAAAAGAAAAACAGGCGCUUGAAGAAGCUACCGAGAAAGAAAUACGACAGAAAGGAGUACUUGAAGAAAAAAUUAAAGAUCUAAAGGAAGAGCAACGACGAAAUGGGGAGGAUAUAAAGCAGCUUAAUGUUGAAAAAGAAAAUCUGAAGAGUGAUAUUAAAAUCAAACAGCAACUGAUAGAGUCACUUGAAAUAAACUUAGAAUUAGCGUCAAGGAAAGAAAUAUAUGUACAAGUAAUUCAUAUAUCUGGAUUUCGCUCAUCGAAAAUGGAGGGAGAAUUGAAACGAAUGCUUAAAAUGAGAAUGAUACCAGAACGCAUAGAUCUCCAGUUUCUUGAUUGCUCAGACUCUUACAUAUUGAAGUCUGACUUACCUUUGUUGAUUGUUUGCUCUCGAAACUACAGCCUCAACCGAGAUAGGAACAUUUCUAGUGUCACCAAUGGACGAAAAGAAACACACAAACAGAGAGCUUUACUGAUGUUCCACGAUAAAGAUGAAAAGACUUUUCAAAGAGAAGUGACCCGAGGUAGUUUCACUGACAAUACACUGUGUGGAAUAUUUGACAUUGGUCACAAUAAGGAAGCAUUGUUUAAAUGCGAAAUAAACUCUAAAAACAUUGAAAACAUUCUACAGUUUAUAAUGCAAAAACCUGUAAAUGUGGAAUCCGCUACAAAUACGAAGGAGAAGAUCGGAUGUCAAAGCUUUACCUGGCUAUCAUUUAUCUUCAGUGUAGCGAUUGAGAUGGAAAGUAACAAUGACAAUAUGCAGAAGGCUGGUACAGAUCGGGAGAAAAUGGACACGUUCCUUGAACAAUGUCACGAAAAGAUGAAGUAUGUUGAUAAAUCAGCUGCAUCAUUGAUGAAUUCUCUUGAUCUGUUACAUGCAACAACGGAAAUGUUUGUGCAUCAACUGGACUCAAAGUUUGUACAUGGAGGAGAACCACCCAAAGUAGAAAUGCAAAAUUUACAGGAGUGUAAACGAACAGCUAGGGAAAUUAUUAUGACGUUGGAGGGUACAGUUCUACACCACAAAGUAACAACAAUCGAGUCGUUGCGCUCUUUUCUUCAUUUCAUUAUGAAAAAUGCUGAGGAGAAUGUGGAAACUCGUACACUAUCAUCUUGUUACUUACUAUUAGAUGCGGAAUAUUCAAAUGUGUCAAACAAACAUAAAGAGAAAAAUAUCCAACGGCUGUUGAAUGAGAACGAUGAAAUGCGCAAAGAAAUAAAUGAAUUUAAAGAAUUAAUCAAACUUUCAGACAAUAAGGAAAAGACAUUUCUAGAAGAGAAGAAAUCGCAAAACAGGAAAAUUAGAAGCCUGGAAGCAGAACUUGAACAGACGAGAGAAGAACAUGUAUCAAAUUUGAGUAAACAAAGUGAAGAGAUUGAAUCUCUAAAAGAAAAGUUAUCUGUUGAGGCAGAUAAGGUUCAAGCGUCGAAGAAACAAUAUAAUGAAUUGAUCGGGAAUUUAGAAACACUACAAGCUAAACAUAGAGAGGAGACUCAAAGCUAUGAAGAAAAGAAACAAUCUUCACGAAAUGAAAUUGAAUCACUUCAACAACAUACGGCACAGCAGAGAGAAAGUAUUGAAUCAUUACAAACUCAGAAUGCUCAGCUGAGUAAAAAUAAUGAAGAACUACAAAGUCAAAUGGCAGAGCUACGAGAACACAAAGAAAAACUACAAACUGAAACGGCAAAGCAGAGAGAGAGUAUUGAAUCACUACAAACUCAAACGGCACAGCUAACAGAAAAUAAUAUAGAACUACAAAAUCAAAAGGCUCAGCUGAAUGAAGAUAAAAAGCAGAUAGAAACAGAUUUAGAGGCAAGUAGACACGAAAAUAAACAGAAAGAGGAUGAGUUGAUAAAAAUGAAUAUUAAAUUUGACAAAGCUAAUGAAGAGUACAGCAUACAGAAGACAGAGAUCGAAAAUGAAAGAGAAGCAGUUAGAAACAAAUGUAUAGAACUUACUCGUGAGAACGACAGCGUUAGUAAUGAUAGAAACAGAAUGAAUCAGUUGAAUCAGGAUUUACAGAAAAAGAUCGAUGAACUACAAAAUACAGUUCAAACGAAAGAACAAGAAUAUGAUUGUCUUCAGAAGUCGGAGAAUCAUCUCAAAGAAACAUUUGAAAAUGAGAAAAAAUCCCUAAAUGACAUAAAUUAUAAACUUGAAACGGAAACAUUAUCAUUGAAAAAUAAGCUUACUGAAACAGAGAAUGAAAAACGUUCUUUGAAUGACCAGAUUGAAACAAGCCGAUCUGAUUUCAACAAGCAAAUAAAAGAGAAAGAUGAAAGUAUCAAAAAUUUAACUUUCUAUAAGAAUGUGUUAGAGGAGGACCUUCGUACAUCACAGAGCGCUCUUGAGGCAUCUAGGAACAAAUAUGGAAAACUGUCUGAGGAUUUUGAGACUGAAAAAAUCAAGUUAUUUACUGAACUUGAAGAAAAGCAAAAACAUAUUGACAGAGUUGACAUAAUUGUACAGGAUAGAGAAAAGGCGCUUACCAGUAUCGAGCUAGAGAAGCAGAACUUACUUCAGCAACGAGAAAAGUUAAGCGCCAAUUUUGAUGAAAUGACGAAAAAGACCAACCAAGAGAGAGAGAGCUUGGAGAUGAAAUUAAGGAACGCCGAAAAAGAUAUGAAUCUUUUACGACAGGAAAUGCGUAAGGAUAAAACAACUUAUGAAUCAGAAAUAUACCAGAAAGAGACUAAAAUAAAGGAAUUUAGUAGGAAAAACAAACAAAUAUAUGAAGAAAAGGAGAAUGUUUCUAAAGUUCUGGUAGCAGUCGAAGAAGAACUGGAAAGAAUUAAGAGCAAACGAGUACUGCAAGUGCAACUGUAUAGCCAAAACAGAACAAGCUUGACGGGCAUCGUAGAGAAAGGCCUAACUGAAUUGCUGACAGAGAAGUUGGAGUCAGAAAAACUGGAACUAGAAUUUGUACAAUGUGCAAAAGCAUCAGAUAUACAGCCCGACGUGCCAGUACUUCUUCUUUGCAUCACGGUAUCCCGUCUUGGAACUGAUGUUGCAAAUGCAGUACAAGGAUUGACAUUGAGUCCUGAGAUGGCGGUUUUGAUCUUCCACCAUAAAGAUGUACAUGCUUUACCGAACCAAGAUAGUGGACGUGUACUGACAGGUCAUGAUUUGAAAACCCUUGGCGGAGUGUUCGACAUGGCCUUCUUGUCUGGCAAAGGAAUCUACCCUUGCGAAAUGAAUAACAAUAACGCCAUCAGUCUUGUAAACUUUAUCAACAGGAAAGGCGUGAGAAGACCUAUAAAUCAAGCAUAAUUGAUUUGUAUCUUUAUUCAUCCAAAAGUGUUUUCUUGAAAGUGAUUGUAGUUACUCAAAACACUGCAUAAUGAUUAAGGUUCAAUAAUUUGUAAAGAAAAUUACUACUGCAAACCUUAGAUCUAACUGGGCUUGACUUUAUUAUUUGAUCACUUGCAGUAACUAUUUAAAACAUUUGUACAAAUAUGCUUGAACUGCAGAAUUAUCACAAAAUAGCGUCAGAUAUACAAUGUGGUGUUUUUAAAUAUUUUUACGUUUGUUUUGUUAAUAGGGAUUGAGAUGCGUUUAACAUAUCUGGACUACGUUUAAAUAAUUUGAAUGCUAAAUCGCCAGUAGUAACCACCAUCCACACGGAUGUUUUACGCAUGUCACAUGAUUCUUAAAAUACAAAUAAUCAAUGUCCUUAGGAAGGUCUUAGGAAGGCCGAUGUAACGGCACAUUUUUAUACAAUCUUGCCAGGCAUAUAUAUGUCUUUGACAGCACAGAAAAUGAGACAGCCUUCAGCUUUUUUCCGGAAGUAAAGAAAAUAAAAGUACACAGGCUAAACUUGAAAACGAGAGUCGCUUUUGCGUUGGUCUACAGUCAGGGUUCACACGCGAGGUCACCCCGUCAAGAGAUAUGCGCUAGGACAUGUUCUUAUUACUUUUUUUUAUUUAUUUAUUCUAUUUUUUGUUAAUGGUAAGUCAAUCUUCAGCACUUUUUCACGAUUUGAAUAUGCCUGAGAUAAGUCAGCUUUUAAUCUACGAAAAAUAUUUGCAAUGGAAAAACACAAAUGCAUCACACAGGGAUCCGUAACGGAGUAGGGUUAUAUGGAGAUUUCUGGAAAAUCGUUAAAUCGUUCAAAUCUAGGUCCUUUUGAUGUUGUCAAAAAGUGUCCGUAUAUGCCUCGGAUGUCAGAUACUUCCAUGUUUGAAAGUUGCAGAACUAGACAUUUCAGAAAUAAUGUUCAUUCUAUGGAAGCGUGAAAGAAUCACCAGAUGCUAGCACGUACGCUUUUCUACGUUACCGGUGCGGAAAUGACAUAGCCAUAGACUUCUGAUGAUUAAAAAGUAAUCAAGAAUGUAUUUCGAAUUUAUCCCUUAGCAUUUUGUAAAUUAUGAAGUUAAAGGGGCAUACAUCAUCAUUUGCAUGUAGCGAAACUGCAAUUCCAUGUAAAUGAAAAAAUUGUACCACUGAAGGAAGUGAAAAUUUUUCAAAAGCAGUGUUAAUAUCAGUUAAGAUACUACUUUGUUAUUAUUAAAGUUAUCCGUAGUUAUAUGUCGAUGUAAUUUAUAUUUAUUGAUUUUUGCACAUUAAGCUAUGAUUUGUACUUUCAUUUGUUCAUAAAUUGUCAACUGUACAUAUAGUAAACUUGUUGUUGUCGAUACAAAAUAAAUCUCUUUAGGCAAA
Messenger RNA from Mercenaria mercenaria, 6663 nucleotides. Its product is annotated as protein Daple-like. The record is from RefSeq and is a predicted model, not a curated record. The transcript has 14 exons. NCBI's taxonomy places the organism in Eukaryota, Metazoa, Mollusca, Bivalvia, Venerida, Veneridae. Bases 208 to 5274 code for a protein of 1688 amino acids.